AUGCAUCUGAAUAAAAUCCUCCCAGCAUUAGUAAAACGUGCUGGUACAAAUAUUUUAAGAGUUCCGAAUAGCUUCGCAGAAUUAAAUCAUAGUUUAUCUGGUAACUUGGGAAAAAAACGAAGAAUAAAGAAAUCCAGACCACCAGACUGGGAGAAUCUUUCAUGGGAUGAAAGGCUUGCUCAUACUGUAACCCCUUUGUGGAGAUUAAGCUAUGAGGAACAGCUCCAAUGGAAACAGGAUCAGCAACACAAGGUCCUACUUGAGAUGAUAAAUCAUAUAGCCCAGGACUCAUCUCCAGUGCUACCCUGCAGUACAGGGGAUCUCCCUUUUUCUGUUUUGCCCAUUGUGUCCUCUCCGGUGAGGGAUGGCUACCGAAAUAAAUCAACCUUUUCAGUCAACAGAGGAGUCGAUGGAAAUCCAAAGACUGUUGGAUUCUACAUAGGCACUGGGAAAGGCAGAGACAUUGUAUGUGUUCAUGGUGACCAUCUUUUGAACAUGCCAUGGAAGCACAAGUUGGUGGCAAGGUGUUAUGAGGAUUUUAUUCGUGGGUCUCUGCUAAAGCCAUGCAUUUUGUUUCACGAUGGUGGAAACUGGAGAGAAAUUACAGUAAGAACAAACUCUGCAGGUGACACGCUGGCGAUAGUAUAUUUUCAUCCACAAAACUUAACUCCUGAAGAGAUAGAUAUCCAUAAAGCAGCUCUGGUAGAAUAUUAUUCGAAAGGUCCGGGAGCAGUGUGCCAGCUGGAUUCCCUGUAUUUUCAGGCGAGCACAAUGACACGUUGCACCAGAGAAGAAUCUCCCUACCAGCUUCUUUAUGGGCAGCCCCAUAUAUAUGAGGAAAUUCUCGGGUUUAAGUUCCGCAUCUCCGCGGAUUCCUUCUUUCAGGUGAACAGUGCUGCAGCAGAGGCCAUGUACAAGACUUUAGCUGACCUGUAUACCGCCAGUGAAAAGGGAACCCUGUUAGAUGUGUGCUGUGGUACAGGAGUCAUCGGCAUCUCGUUAUCUCCUUGUGUGAACAAGGUCAUUGGUAUUGAACUGAUCGAGCAGGCUGUAAAGGAUGCGAAAUAUAAUGCAGCACUAAAUGGUAUCCAGAAUUGUGAGUUCCUGUCUGGAAAAGCAGAGGUUGUUCUUCCUAAAUUAAUGCCAACCUUGUGCCCAGAGGGGGCACUUACAGCUGUUGUGAAUCCAUCCAGGGCAGGUCUGCAUUAUAGAGUAAUUCGAGCUUUGCGCAACCACCCUUCUAUAGAAAGACUCAUUUAUAUAUCCUGCAAGCCAGAAGGUGAAGCGAUGAGGAACUUCAGGGAGCUUUGUGAAAAGCCAGAUUUGCAGAAAAAGCUGAGUGGAGAGCCAUUUAAACCUAGGCUGGCUGUUCCUGUGGACAUGUUUCCACAUACACCACAUUGUGAACUGGUGAUUGUUUUUGAACGCUAAAUAAAAAAAAGAAUGAUUUAUAUGUUACUGUAUGGUAUUUUUAAACCAUAAUGUAAUUAGCUUUAACUUGUAUGAGUGCAUUAUCAUAUUAGUCACAAGCUGUUAUGCCAUAUCGUACCUGGCACUGAUAGCAGCGAAUGAUAAAACUAUCUAUUUUAUAUCCAUUGUAAAUGACAUUAAAAUAUACCUGUCAGCACUAUAAACAGGGCAUGUUUGAUUUUUAAUAUUUAACAAGCAAAC
This is a messenger RNA of Trichomycterus rosablanca, 1671 nucleotides long. It is a transcript of the gene trmt2b, whose product is annotated as tRNA methyltransferase 2 homolog B. The transcript has a single exon. Bases 1 to 1431 code for a protein of 476 amino acids. Gene Ontology annotation, molecular function: tRNA (uracil(54)-C5)-methyltransferase activity, S-adenosyl methionine-dependent; RNA binding. The record is from RefSeq and is a predicted model, not a curated record. Gene Ontology annotation, biological process: RNA processing. Lineage: Eukaryota; Metazoa; Chordata; Actinopteri; Siluriformes; Trichomycteridae.